This is a messenger RNA of Notolabrus celidotus (New Zealand spotty), 2786 nucleotides long. It is a transcript of the gene lactbl1a, whose product is annotated as lactamase, beta-like 1a. The record is from RefSeq and is a predicted model, not a curated record. NCBI's taxonomy places the organism in Eukaryota, Metazoa, Chordata, Actinopteri, Labriformes, Labridae. Bases 692 to 2365 code for a protein of 557 amino acids. The transcript has 8 exons.
CAAAUGAGAGGAGCAGGAUCAAACAAACGUGUGUGGGUGUGCAGCUGUGUAAACUCUGCAUUCACUGACUCUGAUUAUUCUUGGUCCAGGGACCAGACGGGAAUCUGUUUUUAAGUCACCUUUUUUAUGUGCAGGCUGCAUUAAGUACGCAGUGCAGGAGCCUUUAAACUCUAAUAACCUCAGCUCACCGGCUGCUGAGCUGAAACUCAAAUAUUCAGAAGCUGCUUCAAAUUUUUCAUGCUGAAUUGAGAUUCCUCUUGAUCAUAUCUACACACCAGGAUCAUAUCUUUCUGGCUGUGCCACUUUCUGGAUGUGAUAUGAUUUGAUUGCGGGGGAUGAGUGCUGAGCAGGUUUCUAUACCGGCCUCCUUACGUCGAGUCCUGUGGCUCCCUGCAGAUUAUGAUGUCACGGUGGAGUGGGAAUAGCAUCAGCUCUUCAUCUGAAACCAGGGAUCACCGGCCGGGAUUAAGUGCAUGUAGGUGGUGGUCCGUUGACGCUCAAUGCUCAGGAGCAGUGGAGCCGAGCUCAUGUAUGCCGUGCAGGAUUUCUCUCCCAGAGGAUGUCGCAGGAAAUGAAAAAGUGGAUUUUUGAAGCUGUCUGAGGACAGAGGACGGAAAAAAGAUGAUGAGAGAAGACUGAGGAUUGUUCUUUCUGCGACUGAUUCUGCUGCCUAAAACAACCACUCAGCAAGAUGCAGGUGAAGUGGACCAUGCUUGGGAUGGUCGUCUUCUUCCUGCUCUCUGUCAUCAUGACCUGUGGCUUCAUAUGGCAGUACAGGAUACCCAAGCAGAAAACAGUUCUGCUGGAGAGGAAACAGAUAGUAGAGGAGAUGUGUCCACGCUUCCCUGAGCCCGUGCCCCUCCAACAUCCCAUCACAUCACUGAGAGUCGCUUUAGAAAAGGUCGACCUCCUCCUGAGGACGACUGUGUUCAAGACCAAGCUGCCGGCCAUCUCCGCCAUCGUGGUGUUGAACAAUUCUAUUCUGUGGAACGGAAACUUUGGAAAGAAGAACAUCAGUGAUCCAACAUCUGCUGCUCCCAACGAGUACACGGUAUACAGAAUCGCCAGCCUCUCCAAGAUCUUCCCCACUCUGAUGUUGUACAAGCUGUGGGAGGACGGGCUGGUGGGCUCUCUGGAUGACCCUCUGGAGAAGUAUGUGGACAACUUCAGCAUCAAGAACCCGCUGGGCAAAGGCGGGAAGCAGGCGUCCUCGUCGGUCAGGACUUCCGGGACCAAGUCUCCUGCUCUCACCCUGCGCAGGAUGGUCAGCCAGCUCUCUGGGUUACCCAGAAGAUUAAGGUCAACUAAUCUCCUCUGGAGUGGCGACACCGAACAAGCCCUUAAUUUGUUGCAGGAUGAUGUCCUUGUGGCGGAUCCGGGAACCAAAUGUCACUACAGCAAUGUUGCUUUCUCCUUACUGGCCGACAUCUUGGCCCAGAAGGUUGCCGGCUCCAACUUUGAGACCUGGCUGUCAGAGAACAUCCUGAAACAACUCAACAUGGAGGACACCGGCUUUAACAUAACUCCAGCCGUCCAGAAAAAGAUGGCCGUAGGUGUUUACAGCAAUGGUCAGCCGGCUCCGCUCUACAACCUGGGCUGGUAUCGCCCUGCAGGUCAGAUGUACUCCACAGCAGCGGACAUGGCCAAACUCAUGAUGGCUCUGCUGGGCGCUUACAGUGGGAGGCCUCUUCGUCAGGACACUCUGAACACCAUGAUGACGCCGCUCUACAAAUGCCACAGCAGCUACUUCGCCAACUCGACGGGCACGCCGUGGGAGAUCAACGAGCUGUUCGGCUACGAUGUGGUGAGGAAAGACGGGGACCUGGACGGCUAUGCUGCGACCCUUUCCCUGGUGCCAAAGCUCAAGCUGGGAAUGGUGAUCCUAAUGUCUGGGGUUCGGCCUGCAGACAGGGACCUCCUGAAUCAGGCGUAUGGCUUUCUCAUCCCUGCGAUGGAGAACGCCUUCAGAGAGGCUAAACCGACUCUCCGGCCGCCACCUAACCCAUACCCAUACGUGGGCUUCUACACUUACAGGAACAUGACGUUCUAUCAGAUUAAGGUGGAUUCGGACGGUGUGCUGAUCAUGCAGCAGUUUGGACCACAGGUGGACACCACCGUGCCAUCCAAGUACCGGACUAUCCGGCUGGAUUUCCUGCAGGAGAGGGUGUUCAGGGUGGUGUUUGAGAAGCCAUACCCAUGCAAGCUGAAGGUGCACAGCUCCUCGGUCUCCCUGGAGGCGCAGGACCGACAGCUCUUUAACUUUUACCUCUUCAACAGGAGAGGAAUAUCCCCGGGCUUCGAUUCCCCGGGACUCAAUACUUAUAAGGUGACAAGGAUAGGAGGCAGACCGUACUUUGCUUCAUAAAGACAAACCCUCACUGGGACUGGGAUGUGCUGCUUUGCUCAGGACUUAUUUAUUAUGAUCAUGCUCUCCUCUGGUCUUAGCUCCAAUCUUCUUUUUAGUCUUGUCAAAACCUUCAAAGACAUUUCCUCUGCAGAAUAACUAGCUCAAACAAAGCACCACUGAUAAAAAUGUUUACUGUACGAAUGUUUGCUCAGGCCUGAUUGGUUCGUGGACGUCUGGCAGUAAUUCUCUACAGCCUUUAAGUGCCUACAGUGUGACCUAGAGGACUCUGAAAGAGGACAAACACAAGAGUCGACGCGUCAAGAGAUCGGCUUUUUCAGAUUCAUAUUCCAUCUUGGGGGCAGGUUAACAUGUUCACAUGAAACAGAAGAGCAAUGGUGCGAGAAGAUAUGCUGAAUAAAGCCUGUGAUUUUGAAAAGUG